AUGGUCGACUGGAAUACAGACAACUUCAUGGUCGAGUGGAACUCGAAAUAUGUGUCGACGAACGUAAAAGCGGGAGCAAGACCUUACGACGAAAAAAUGUUUCUGGAAAUGAAUUCGCAGUUGGCCGUGCUGCCAGAGCUGCAAAACUGCAGCUAUGCCAUUAUCGCUGUGGCAUGCUGCGCCGUUGGCCGUGCAGAUAUUGUUGGUCGAUUCUUUGAUAGCCUCACCGCCAACACAGAAGCAGAAAACUCGAAGGAAAUAUUCCUUCGUCUUCGAGAAGCUAUCACCAUCGUCUUUCCUUAUCUUGGAAUGCCAACGUGUAUACCGGCCUGCUAUGGUAUGAUUGGAGUCGUCCAAAGAAAAGGCCAGGAUUUUGCUUCAACAAAAGUCCUUCGUAAGCCAACAGUGGACGAAGAGGACGCCAGGAGAGGGAUUGAGCUCCGAACAAGAAUAUACAAGAAUGUUGGAAAUUCUGAAAUAUUUGUUAUGACUUGGGGUUAUUUGAUCGCAAAGGCCAACGACGAAGUUUUCCUAGUUAACGAAUCUCACCUCAUUGUCGCAUCUACGAUCAUGGCAUUAGGGGCCACUCGCCAGACUAUAAGUCACAUCAAAGCCACCUUAGGUAUUGGAAACUCAGUGACAUGUGUCAAGACUGUCAUGAACGCUAUCAUUAACAUCACAUAUUGGGCAGACCGUUCAAUAUUGGCAUUUGACGUUGACCAGCUCUCUAAAGAAAUUCAAUAA
Messenger RNA from Exophiala aquamarina CBS 119918, 744 nucleotides. RefSeq lists its product as uncharacterized. Bases 1 to 744 code for a protein of 247 amino acids. The transcript is spliced from 3 exons. The record is from RefSeq and is a predicted model, not a curated record. Lineage: Eukaryota; Fungi; Ascomycota; Eurotiomycetes; Chaetothyriales; Herpotrichiellaceae.